Molecule: messenger RNA, 672 nt
Organism: Papaver somniferum (opium poppy)
Lineage: Eukaryota; Viridiplantae; Streptophyta; Magnoliopsida; Ranunculales; Papaveraceae
Exons: 1
Coding region: 1-672 (223 amino acids)
Source: RefSeq, a predicted model, not a curated record
AUGAAGCUUAAUACUUGCAGUUUCUUGUUCUCGAGAGACUUAAAUCCAGCAGAACGUAUUGAUCUUUUAGAGAUUAAGUACGAUCUCAGGAAUGUGACUCUGGCAGCGGGAGAAGAAGAUGGUUAUGAAGGUGAUUGUUCAGCAAAAGCUCUAUAUGCAAAACUAACGGAGUCUGAGCCAGAUUGGGAGUAUAAAAGAAUUUUGCAAAACAAAUUAAUCCCGCCGAAGAUACCGUUUUUGGUUUGGGCUUCUCUUCAUGAUUCUGUCCCAACAAGAUCCAUGCUGCAACACAGGGGAAUGAUAAUCCAUUCUAAUUUAUGUGUUUACUGUGAUGAAGAAGAGGAAUCUGCUGCGCGCUUAUUUUUGAAUUGCAGCUGGGCUAGUUAUGUUUGGAAUAUGUUUUUAUCUUCUUUACAGAUCCCAUGGGCGUCGACGAAUGAUAUCAAAAAUCUGCUUUUAAGUUGGAGGGUUGGUGGAGUUUCACAGCGAAAGAAAUUUUUUUGGCAGAUACUUUUGUUUGCAAUUAUCUGGAUGCUAUGGCUAGAAAGGAACAGUAGGGUGCAUGGAGGAAGAAGUAAGUCAAAAGAUGAAUUGGUUAAAGCUGUGAAGUCGAACAUCUGUAUGUGGAGCAUGGAUACGAAUAUAUUUCGUGAUUUCUCGAUGGACAAAUAA